AUGGCUAAUAUGGCUGGAGCAGACGAGAUUGAGUCGUUGAGAGUGGAGCUUGCGGAGAUUGGAAGAAGCAUCAGAUCAUCGUUCCAUAGACACACCUCGAGUUUCAGAAGCGGCUCUUCAAGAUAUGAACCUGAUCAUGAUGGCGAGGGCAAUGAUACUAAUGCAGAGUAUGCUCUGCAGUGGGCUGAGAUCGAGAGAUUGCCAACCGUGAAACGCAUGAGAUCGACUCUACUUGAUGAUGGUGAUGAGUCCAUGGUCGAGAAAGGGAAAAGAGUCGUUGAUGUCACGAAGCUUGGAGCUAUGGAACGUCAUCUGAUGAUUGAGAAACUCAUCAAACACAUUGAGAAUGAUAAUCUCAAGUUGCUCAAAAAAAUGAGGAGAAGAAUAGACAGAGUUGGAAUGGAGUUACCGACCAUAGAAGUGAGGUAUGAGGGUUUAAAAGUGGAGGCAGAGUGCGAGAUUGUUGAAGGGAAGGCACUUCCAACACUGUGGAACACUGCUAAGCGUGUUUUGUCUGAGCUGGUGAAGCUCACUGGUGCAAAAACACGAGAAGCCAAGAUAAGCAUUCUUAAUGAUGUUAAUGGCAUUAUAAAACCAGGAAGGUUAACACUGUUGCUUGGUCCUCCUGGAUGUGGAAAAACGACUCUGUUAAAGGCCUUGUCAGGAAACUUAGAAAACAAUCUAAAGUGUUCAGGUGAAAUAUCCUACAAUGGGCACAGACUAGACGAGUUUGUUCCUCAGAAAACAUCUGCGUACAUAAGUCAAUAUGAUCUGCACAUUGCUGAGAUGACAGUGAGGGAGACAGUUGACUUCUCAGCUCGUUGUCAAGGUGUUGGAAGCCGAACAGAGAUUAUGAUGGAAGUUAGUAAAAGAGAAAAGGAAGCAGGAAUCAUUCCUGACACAGAAGUGGAUGCUUACAUGAAAGCAAUAUCUGUGGAAGGACUUGAAAGAAGUCUGCAAACAGAUUACAUCUUGAAGAUUCUUGGACUCGACAUUUGUGCAGAAAUAUUGAUAGGAGAUGUGAUGAGGAGAGGCAUAUCAGGGGGCCAAAAGAAACGUCUUACCACAGCCGAGAUGAUAGUUGGUCCAACAAAGGCACUGUUUAUGGAUGAAAUAACAAACGGCUUAGACAGUUCCACAGCUUUUCAGAUUGUUAAAUCUCUUCAGCAGCUGGCUCACAUAUCAAACGCUACUGUUGUUGUUUCGCUUCUUCAACCUGCCCCAGAAUCCUUUGACCUCUUUGAUGACGUUAUGCUGAUGGCCAAGGGAAAAAUAGUGUAUCAUGGUCCGCGCGGUGAGGUCCUGAACUUCUUUGAGGAGUGUGGAUUCCAGUGCCCUGAAAGGAAAGGUGUUGCAGACUAUCUCCAGGAGGUUAUAUCAAGAAAAGACCAAGCUCAAUACUGGCGGCAUGAGGAUUUACCUUAUAGCUUUGUCUCUGUAGACAUGUUGGCAAAGAAAUUCAAGGACUUCAGCAUCGGGAAAAAAAUUGACGAAGCUCUGUCUAAGCCAUAUGAUAGAUCAAAAAGUCAUAAGGAUGCUCUUUCCUUCAGCGUGUACUCUCUUCCGAACUGGGAGAUGUUCAUAGCAUGCAUAUCAAGAGAGUUUCUUCUCAUGAAGAGAAACUAUUUCGUCUAUAUUUUCAAGACUGGUCAGCUUGUUAUGGCAGCAUUCAUCACUAUGACUGUGUUUAUCCGAACACGGAUGGGUACUGAUAUCCUUCAUGGAAACUCUUACAUGAGUGCCCUCUUUUUUGGCGUGAUUAUACUUCUUGUUGACGGAUUCCCUGAGUUGUCUAUGACGGUUCAACGCUUAGCCGUGUUCUACAAACAGAAGCAGUUGUGUUUCUACCCAGCGUGGGCUUAUGCAAUCCCUGCAACAGUCUUAAAGGUCCCUCUCUCGUUAUUUGAAUCUUUCGUUUGGACCGGCCUGACAUACUAUGUCAUUGGAUACACCCCUGAAGCCUCCAGGUUCUUCCGGCAGUUCAUUCUACUAUUUCUUGUUCACUUUACCUCGAUAUCCAUGUUCCGGUGUUUAGCUGCAAUCUUCCAGACAGCAGUUGCUUCAAUCACAGCUGGCAGUUUUGGUAUAUUAAUCACAUUUGUCUUUGCCGGUUUUGUCAUUCCACCACCUUCUAUGCCGGCGUGGCUCAAGUGGGGUUUCUGGGCAAAUCCUUUGAGUUACGGUGAGAUUGGGCUAUCGGUAAAUGAGUUUCUUGCUCCAAGGUGGAACCAGAUACAACCCACAACUAAUCUCACCUUAGGGCGAACCAUACUUAAAAGCCGUGGACUGAACUAUGAUGGUCAUAUGUAUUGGGUAUCUUUAUGUGCCUUGGUGGGUUUCACUGUGCUCUUCAACACCAUUUUCACUCUGGCACUAACUUUCCUGAAAUCACCCACAUCAUCUAGAGCCAUGAUCUCUCAAGAAAAACUCUCUGAACUGCAAGGAACGGAAGGUACAACAGCUCACUCUUCAAUCAAGAAGAAGGCCACAGAUUCCCCAGCACAUAACUCAGGCAAGAUGGUCUUACCUUUCAAGCCUCUCACUGUAACAUUUCAAGAAUUGAACUAUUCCGUAGACACUCCAGUGGAAAUGAGAGAGCAAGGAUAUACUAACAAGAAGCUGCAACUACUGACAGACAUCACCGGAGCUUUCCGUCCGGGAAUCCUAACGGCGUUGAUGGGAGUGAGCGGAGCCGGAAAGACCACACUCCUCGACGUUCUAGCCGGAAGAAAAACGAGCGGAUACAUCGAAGGAGACAUCAGAAUCAGCGGUUACCCUAAAGUUCAAGAAACGUUCGCAAGAGUCUCAGGCUACUGCGAGCAAACAGAUAUCCACUCCCCAAACAUCACCGUCGAAGAAUCAGUGAUCUACUCCGCUUGGCUCCGUCUUGCUCCUGACAUCGAAUCCUCAACCAAAAUCGAAUUCGUGAAGCAAGUGCUGGAGACGAUCGAGUUAGAUGAGAUCAAGGAUUCGUUGGUGGGAGUCGCCGGAGUUAGCGGUUUAUCGACGGAGCAGAGAAAACGACUUACGAUCGCGGUGGAGUUGGUGGCGAAUCCGUCGGUCAUCUUCAUGGACGAGCCUACGACGGGGUUGGACGCGAGAGCAGCCGCCAUUGUUAUGAGAGCUGUGAAGAACGUCGCUGACACUGGACGAACCAUCGUCUGCACUAUUCAUCAGCCUAGCAUCGAUAUUUUUGAAGCUUUCGACGAGUUGGUUCUUCUUAAAAGAGGUGGUCGCAUGAUUUACACAGGACCAUUAGGCCAAAAUUCAUGUCACGUCAUCGAGUAUUUUGAGAGUGUUCAUGGAGUUCCUAAAAUAAGAGACAACCACAAUCCAGCAACAUGGAUGCUUGAUGUUAGUUCACAAUCUGCAGAAGUUGAACUCGGCCUCGACUUUUCGAAAAUUUAUAAUGAAUCCGCUCUUUUCAAGAGUAACUCUGAGCUAGUGAAACAAUUGAGUCAGCCAGAUUCAGGAUCAACUGAUUUACACUUUAAAAGGACUUUUGCACAAAGUUGGUAUGGACAAUUCAAAUCUAUUAUAUGGAAGAUGAGUUUGUCUUACUGGAGAAGCCCUUCUUAUAAUCUAAUGCGUCUGAUUCACACAAUGAUCUCUUCUUUGAUCUUUGGCGCACUCUUUUGGAAACAAGGCCAGAAAAUAGAUACUCAACAGAGUUUAUUCACGGUGGUUGGAGCGAUCUAUGGACUUGGGCUAUUCUUAGGAAUCAACAAUUGUGCAACAGCUCUACAAUAUUUAGAAACAGAGCGAAAUGUUAUGUACCGUGAAAGAUUUGCAGGGAUGUACUCAGCUACUGCUUAUGCAUUAGGUCAAGUAGUCACUGAGAUACCUUAUUUGUUCAUACAAGCCGUGGAGUUUGUGAUCAUUACAUAUCCAAUGAUCGGUUUCUACCCCUCGGCCUACAAAGUCUUUUGGGCAGUCUACUCCAUGUUCACUUGUCUUCUCACUUACAACUAUCUUGCAAUGUUUCUCAUCUCCAUCACACCAAACUUUAUGGUUGCCUCGAUUCUUCAGUCCCUCUUUUAUGUUAAUUUUAACCUCUUUUCCGGGUUCUUGAUCCCUGCAACGCAAGUUCCAAAGUGGUGGAUUUGGUUGUAUUAUAUUACACCAACAUCUUGGACACUCAACGGGUUUUUCGCAUCUCAAUAUGGAGAUAUUCAUGAAGAAAUCAAUGUAUUUGGAGAAUCCACUACAACUUCUAAAUUUUUAGAAGACUAUUUUGGAUUUCAUCAUGACCGUUUGGCGGUUACUGCGGUUGUUCAAAUCGCUUUUCCUAUUGUGCUGGCUUCUAUGUUUGCUUUCUUUGUGGGGAAGCUCAAUUUUCAACGAAGAUGAUGUCUUGGCAAUUGCUGUUUUUUCUGUUGUGAAAAUAAGCAUAUAACUUGUUUUUGUUGUUGUAUGAUUUUGUUGUAUAUGAUUUUGUGAAAGCGUAAGAAAACAA
Messenger RNA from Raphanus sativus (radish), 4456 nucleotides. RefSeq names its product ABC transporter G family member 37. Gene Ontology annotation, molecular function: ATP hydrolysis activity; ATP binding; ABC-type transporter activity. The coding region runs from base 1 to 4350 and encodes 1449 amino acids. NCBI's taxonomy places the organism in Eukaryota, Viridiplantae, Streptophyta, Magnoliopsida, Brassicales, Brassicaceae. The transcript is spliced from 23 exons. Gene Ontology annotation, cellular component: membrane. The record is from RefSeq and is a predicted model, not a curated record.